Messenger RNA from Diabrotica balteata, 4424 nucleotides. Lineage: Eukaryota; Metazoa; Arthropoda; Insecta; Coleoptera; Chrysomelidae. The record is from the annotation of a GenBank genome assembly.
GUACUUACAUGAGUAAAAUCGCUUGCUAACAGUGGUGCGCUGAUGAGGUUCCAGUUAGCAGCGCAAGUAGUCAAAUAGGUAGGUGGUAAUAAGUGUUUGUGAAAAAUUUAAGUAAAUUUCUAAUCCGUUUUAAAAAGUGUGCCGGUACCGGUCAUUACCACAUAGUGAGAGUGUCAAUCAUCAACAAACAUCAUGAAGGAAUACACACAAGUUACAAUGCCAAACUAUUCAUAUAUGUUUAAUUUCGAGUCUGAUUUCAUUCAUCAAAAGAGCCGCACGUGGAUGCAAGACAAUUGGACCUCAGGCUUCUAUUAUGUGGGCGUUUACAUGGUGCUCAUUUUUGGAGGACAAUAUUUCAUGCAGAACCGGCCUAGAUUUGAAUUAAGAGGUCUUUUGAUUAUAUGGAAUACUCUAUUAGCCACAUUUAGUAUAAUGGGUGCCUUUAGAACUUUACCAGAGUUUAUCUACACAUUGACUCAUCACGGUUUGUACCAUUCUGUAUGCAUUCCUUCCUUUAUUGAAAAUGAUAGAGUGUCAGGUUUCUGGACUUUCAUGUUUGUACUUAGUAAACUGCCAGAAUUGGGUGAUACUAUAUUUAUAGUGCUUCGUAAACAGCCCUUGAUCUUCCUUCAUUGGUAUCACCAUAUCACUGUGCUUUUAUACUCUUGGUUCAGUUUCACUGAGUAUACAGCUAGUGCUAGAUGGUUUAUUGUUAUGAAUUAUUGUGUCCAUUCUGUGAUGUACUCCUACUAUGCCUUAAAGGCAAUGAGAUACAACCCACCAAAGCAAAUUGCCAUGCUUAUUACCUCACUCCAGUUACUUCAGAUGUUGAUAGGUUGUGCUGUUAAUUUAUGGGCUAGACAAUUACUCCAACAGCAAGCAGAAUGCCAUAUUACACCAUUUAAUAUCAAAUUGUCAAUUACCAUGUACUUCAGUUAUUUUGUGUUGUUUGGAAGAUUCUUCUAUAAGGCAUACAUGUCAGGAGAGAAGAAAUGGGGCAAAGCUAGGAAUGCUCCAGUUACUGCAGAGUAUCCAUUAUUAAAAUCUAAGUGCCACUUUAAACAAAAAAGCUAAGGAAUCUGGAUUAAACAAGGAAACUAUUAUAUUUUUAUCAUUAUAAGAGACAAACAGUUUUUAAUACAAUAAAAAGAGUUGCAAGUAAUGCUAAGAUACUGGAUAUUAAGCAAAUUACUCAUUUUUGGUUAAUAGAUAUGAAUGUUUUGGUUCAUUACUUUUAUUAUAGCAUAUUAAUAAACAGAAAUAACAUAUUAUGAUACAUAUGGAAUAUUUUGAUAUUGGAUAUAUAAAAAAUACGAAAUAUAAACAUUGAUAAGCAAUAUAGGUUUAUCACUUUUCUAACUCACCAUAGUUACAAUAUCGGGAACUUACAUUGUUAUUUACAUAUAAGUAGCUACUAAUUUUUUUGAAAAUAAAUAUUUUAUUCGCUAUCUUAUCAUAUUUUUAAAACAUUCAUGGUUAAUUUAAACCAUAAAAUUACUCUAAGUCACAACUAUUUGUAUAUAGCAGAAAAAACUUAAACUGUUUUGUGAUAAAAAAAAAUGGUCUUCAGAUAGGAAUGUAUGAAGUAAAUAAAAGAUCCUAGUCAUUAGGUUAAAUGCUGUUUAUUUUAAUAUUUAUUUUUCAAAUUUGUUGCAUGUCUUUGAAAAAAUUAUACAAGAAAUGUAUGGGCUUAGGAAUUUUGGAACUAUUGUAUAUGGAUUCUAUGUUUUGUUCUAAUAAGCCAUGCAGGUUAUAGAAGUACAACAAGUAGCACAUUGCUGUACAUUAUUGGCUAUUAUUUUAAUUUUUUGAUUGUAAUAGUUGCUCUUUUUUCUGUUAUUUAUAAAAUGUUAAAGUUAAUAGUACUCGAACAUUGAAUCAGAAUAACAUCAGAAUUAUUUUAAAAAUUUCUAUAUUUGUUUACAUUGCUUGCAUUGCUUAUUGAAACAUAGUCUAUAAUCUUAGUAAUACAUGGUUAUCUUCUGAUUAUAAGAAUAGUAUUUAAUAAUUAUUUCUUUGGUACUUUUUUUUUCGUUGGAUAUGUUUAGACAGUUUAGGGGAAACUGGUUCAAAAUUACAUAUCUUCAACAAAACUUUCCAGAAUAUUUAUCUAUAACCAUUCAUUUAAAGUCAAAUGAAUUCAUUCCACUUGCCAGGUAUCAUCAUCAUCAUUGGCUCCACAAUCCAUGCUGUGUCUUGACCUGCUUAAGGAUAAGUCUCUAUUCUCUCCUAUUCUUCACCUCGGUUUUCCAGUUUCGUAAGUAAUCCCAACCUUCUCAAGUCUUCCUCCACCUAAUCUUUAAAUCAUGCUUUGGGUCUGCCUCUCCUUCUCACUCCAUCUACUCUUUGGUUAUAAAUAUGUUUUGGCGGCUCCAUCAUUCAUUCUCUCUAUGUGACCUAACCACCGCAGCCGGUUUAUUUUGAUGGUCCUAAUAAUAUCAGGUUUGUUAUACAGGCGGUAAAGUUCGAAAUUAUAGCGUCUACGUCAUAAUCGGCCCUCCUGUACUCCUCCACAGAUAUGCCGGAGGAUUUUACAUUCAAAACAUCUUAAACAUUGUUCAUCGCUCUUUGUCAUUGUCCAUGUUUCCGACGCGUAGGUGAGGAUGGGCUUGAUAAGAGUUCUGUAUAUCACUAGUUUCGUUCUUUUUGUAACUAGGGUUGUUGUUAAUUUUUUUUUUAAUCCAUAAUAGGCUCUAUUUGCCAGAUGUAUUCGUCUGUUAAUUUCUGCACUUACAACAUAAUUUUGAUUAACUUGUAAGCCUAGGUAUAUAAACUCUCUUAAUCCUUUGAAAGUAUAUGUUCUGAUUGUUAGAUCUUCGGGUUGUGCUGCUUGUAUAUAAUUUGAUACUUCCAUAUAUUUAGUCUUACUAGUGUUACAAUUUUAAGCUCUAGUCCUAUUCUUUUUGUUGCUGCUUCAAGUGCCUUGAAUGAUUCGACCACGUCCGCCUUUCUUCUUGCAAUAAUUUCGAUGUCAUCGGCGUACGCUUGUAAUUGUAUGCUGCGAUUAAUAAUAGUUCCUCUGGUUGUUAUUCCAGAUUCUCUUAUAGCUUUUUCUAGUGCAAUAUUGAAGAGAAGGCAUGAUAGGCUGUGUUCUAUCUGAGACUGGAACGUUCUCGAAACUCCGUUCUGCACUUUAACUUUACACUCUUGACAGGGUCGCUUUCACCAAUUUUAUUAUGUGUACUAAUAUGCUGAAUUCUAUCAUCGCCUUGUACAGUGCGUUUCUUUCAACACUAUCAUAGGCACAUCUAAAAUCAACAAACAGGUGAUGAGUGACAAUGCCAUACUCAUAUGUUUUUUCCAGAGCUUGCCUUAGAAGGAAUAUUUGAUCGGUCAUUGAUCUUUCUUUACGAAAUCCACAUUGUAAAGAAUAUAUGCCAAUAUUUUGUAUGUUACGUUUAGGAGGGUUAUUCCUCUGUAGUUGUCACAUAUUGUUUGAUCACAUUUCUUGUGGAUAGGUACAAUUAUACCUACACUCCAGUCUUCUGGCAACUUUAUUUACUUAUAGAUCAGUUCUACUAGUCUACAUAUACAGUAUGUCAGGUUUUUUGCCAUGCUUUAAAAGUGUUGAAGGAAUGCCAACUGCCCUAGGAGCUUUGUUUUCUUUCAAUUUCUGUAUAGCUUGGAUGACUUUUGCCUCUGUUGGGCUGUUAUCUUUCUCUCAUUCAUCGUCGAUGUCCUCGAGUUGCCAGGUAUAGAUUCUCAAAUAGGAAAAUAAUUUAUAUUAUACAUGACUAAAGAAUUUAUAUUAUAUUGCUCGAAUAACCCCUAAAUAAAGUUGAAAUCUAAAAGGCUGAAAUAUAAAAUAGUUCCAAUUUCUAAGUGUUAAAUAAUUUUUAAUUUUUUGUUGUUUUUGUGAAAAACAGUGUUUUUUGCAAUGUCAGAUACAUAUAUACAUACAAAAGCUUUUACAAAAAUAAUAAGUACAUUGUUCUUGGUAAUUGUAAGUAUCACAUAAACCUUGUUAAAGUUGUUUUAGAAUUUUAGAAAAGAAAUUAGCUGUGUGAUAUUUACAAGUUUCUUUACACAUUAGAAGAAUUCAUUACUAAAAAUUUAAAAGACCUAUUUGAUUACUUCGAAUUAACUACAAAAGGCUUUGCACCUUUAUUUUAUUUCAUCAAUUCAAUAUCAAAGCUGUAUAAAUUUAUUAAAUAAAUUACACAUGAUUGUACCGAUGUUAGAAAUGUGUAAUUUUUGAUAUUAACUUGAUGAAAGUUGUACUGUACUGUUACAGUUAGCCUUCGAUUUAUACUUCUAUCAUUUAAUAUUUAUUUUUGUAGUUUUAGCAUAGUGGGUACUUAUUUAUUAUAGAUUUACAGUAAAUUAAGUGAUACAUGUUGCUUAAAAUUGUUUUCCAAGAAAUGCAACCAGUCUCGUUGCUUAAGCGGUUGUGAAUAGUACCUAAUAAAUUGUUGUUUAUUUUU